This is a messenger RNA of Belonocnema kinseyi, 1758 nucleotides long. It is a transcript of the gene mrn, whose product is annotated as general transcription factor IIH subunit 4. Gene Ontology annotation, biological process: nucleotide-excision repair. Gene Ontology annotation, molecular function: ATPase activator activity; double-stranded DNA binding. Gene Ontology annotation, cellular component: transcription factor TFIIH holo complex; transcription factor TFIIH core complex. The transcript is spliced from 7 exons. NCBI's taxonomy places the organism in Eukaryota, Metazoa, Arthropoda, Insecta, Hymenoptera, Cynipidae. Bases 190 to 1590 code for a protein of 466 amino acids. The record is from RefSeq and is a predicted model, not a curated record.
GAAUGUCUGGAAUCCAAUGUCGUCCGAAUCAUACGAAUGUUUGUGUUUGAUAACUUUGUGUGUUUGAUUGCUCUCAAAAUGACAUAAACACGCUGUAACUUAUGUCGAAUUGCAAAAAUAAUUCCUUAACAUUCACCGUGUUGCAUUUGAAUAGUUAUAAUUUAAAAGACGUUUGCCAACCUUAAAAUAAUGGCGAAUGCAUUACCUGAGAGAACUUUACUCAAGACUAGUGGACUCCAGUGUAAAAAUCUGCACGAUUAUUUGAAAUCUCAAACACCCGAAGUGUUGGACAGACUUUAUCACAAUCCACCGAUUUGUCUCGCGGUUUUUCGCGAAUUGCCUACGAUAGCUAGGCAUUAUGUUAUGAGAUUGUUGUUCCUGGAACGACCAGUGCCUCAAAUGGUCAUCACCUCCUGGUGCUCGAAACUUCAUACCGAAGAACAUCAAAAAGUUGCUCAAGUUUUGAAUGAAUUGAAUGUUUGGAAUGAAGUUUCUAUGUCUGGCGGUUUGCCUGGGUGGACUUUGAAUAAAACUUUUCAAACUAAUUUAAAAAUUGUACUUCUUGGGGGUGGAAAACCCUGGACAAUGUCAAAUCAGCUGGAAACUGAUAGUAAACCAAGGGAUAUCACCUUUUUGGAUUCUUAUGCUUUGGAAAGAUGGGAGUGCGUUUUGCAUUACAUGGUCGGGUCGCAGCAACAAGAGGGUAUAUCAGCGGAUGCAGUUCGAAUAUUACUUCAUGCUGGACUCAUGAUACGUGAGGAGGAUGGAAGCGCAGUAAUUACACAAGCCGGUUUCCAAUUCCUAUUGCUAGAUACCGCAGCUCAGGUUUGGUAUUUUAUCCUUCAAUACUUGAGUACGUUAGAAGCCCGGGGUCUCAACCUAGUCGAAUGUCUAACGUUCCUGUUCCAAUUAAGUUUCUCGACUCUUGGUAAAGACUACAGCACGAAAGGCAUGUCCGAAGGUUUGCUGACUUUCCUGCAACAUCUGAGAGAAUUUGGGCUUGUAUAUCAACGCAAACGAAAAGCUGGAAGAUUCUACCCAACUCGGCUCGCACUUAACAUAGCGACUGGCCAAAACAACCCUUUAUCCAGGGAUUUAGAAAAAGAGCGAUAUAUUGUGAUAGACACUCAUUUCGGAGUUUGUGCCUACACAGACUCAAAUCUACAUGUCGCUCUUCUCGGACUUUUUUGCAGGAUGACUUGCCGGUUUCCUAAUUUAGUCGUAUCAGUAUUAACGAGAGAUUCCGUUCGUCAAGCUCUUAGAAGUGGAAUCACUGCCGCUCAAAUCAUUAAUUAUUUGCAGCAACAUGCGCACAGUCAGAUGAUUAAGGAUGGACCUCCGACUUUACCGCCAACAGUAGUAGAUCAAAUUAAACUUUGGGAAAACGAGAGGAACAAGUUUCAGUUCACUGAGGGCAUUUUAUAUUCACAGUUCAAUUCCCAAAGCGACUUUGAGGUGCUGAGAGAUUACGCGCUUUCCACUGGAUAUUUGAUAUGGCAGAGUGAAAGGAAGCGCACGGUCGUUAUUAAUAAAACUGGCCACGAUGAUGUUAAAAGAUUCUGGAAAAGGUACCAAAGAGGCGCAAACUGAUUCGAAGAGACAGGACUUCUGUAAAUAGGUUUAUUCGAUUUUUAUCCGCUUUACGUAUUUUAUUAAGAAAAUUAAGAAAAAUGUGUUGUUUCUUCCUUAUUCCGAGAAGUAAUGCGUUUUCGAUAUUUAUAUUUGAAGAAAUUGUAAAUAAAAUUCAAUAAUAUAAAA